Erigeron canadensis is the source of this 1353-nucleotide messenger RNA. Its product is annotated as MDIS1-interacting receptor like kinase 2-like. The record is from RefSeq and is a predicted model, not a curated record. The transcript is spliced from 2 exons. Gene Ontology annotation, biological process: protein phosphorylation. The coding region runs from base 150 to 1340 and encodes 396 amino acids. Gene Ontology annotation, molecular function: protein kinase activity; ATP binding. Lineage: Eukaryota; Viridiplantae; Streptophyta; Magnoliopsida; Asterales; Asteraceae.
UUCAAAUAGGUGAAUUGGUUCACUUGUCUUUUCUCGAUUUGAGUCACAAUUCGCUCAUAGGAAGGAUACCAUCUGCUCUAUCGGGUCUAAGUAGUUUGGAGAAUCUCAAUCUUUCUCACAAUAAACUCUCGGGUUCUAUACCAAAGAUCAUGGAAUCAAUGAAUGCCUUGUUGAGCAUUGACCUAUCGUAUAAUCAGCUUGAAGGUCCCGUUCCCGAAAGCAAAGGUUUUUCCAUAGAAACUUUGCAAGGGAACAAGGAUUUAUGUGGAAAUGUUAAUGGAAUGAAGCCAUGUCCUUCAAAAAGGCAUUCUCAGAAGAGAAACCGCAAACUGACACUCCUGAUUUCACUUCCACUUGCUGGUGCUCUUCUAUUUGGUGUUCUCGUGGUCAUUUUAAUUUUCUAUACCCAGAGAUCUAAGAAGAGAUCUUCAACACCACUGCAGGAGGAUGCUGCAGAUACAAAAGGUGCAGAUUUCUUUUCAAUUUCGACUUUUGAUGGAAAGGAGACUUACCAAGAAAUCCUAAGAGUAACGGAAGAGUUUAACGAAGCAUAUUGCCUUGGAAAGGGAGGAUUUGGAAGUGUGUACAGAGCAAAGUUGGCGUCAGGUGAGGUUGUUGCGGUAAAGAGACUUCAUUCAUCCACUGAGGUAAUCAAUCGCGUUGAUUUUCUAAAUGAGAUCAAAGCAUUGACAAUAAUAAGACACAGAAACAUUAUUAAGCUACAUGGCUAUUGUUCGCACGUUAGAAACUCAUUCUUGGUUUACCAGUAUCUUGAAGGGGGUAGUCUAGCUAGUGCAUUGAGCGACAAUAGGAGUGCUCAAAAUCUAGAUUGGACCAAAAGGGUGAACAUCAUCAAAGGUGUUACUUAUGCCUUAUCGUAUAUGCACCAUGAUUGUUCACCCCCUAUCGUUCAUCGAGAUAUAUCAAGCAAAAAUAUUUUGCAUGAUUCGGAUUAUGAAGCUUAUAUUUCAGAUUUUGGUACCGCAAAGAUUUUGAACCAAAACUCAUCAAAUUGGAGUAACGUUGCAGGAACAUAUGGAUACCUUGCACCAGAACUAGCUUACACAAUGAAAGUAACAGAAAAGUGUGAUGUGUAUAGCUAUGGGGUUCUAGCGUUGGAAGUCAUUAAAGGAGAACAUCCAGGUGAUUUCAUUACUUCUCUAACAUCUCCUUCUGCUAGGCAGAUCAAGCUGAGCGAUCUGCUGGAUCAUCGUCUUCCAAUUCCACUCCCAGAGAUCGAGAAAGUUCUAACAUCCAUUUUGACACAAGCAAUAAGAUGUGUAAAUUCGAAACCUGAAUUAAGGCCUUCCAUGCAUUAUAUUUCCAAAGAAAUAUCAUAGUUGUUAUGCAACA